Messenger RNA from Peromyscus leucopus (white-footed mouse), 2656 nucleotides. It is a transcript of the gene Fstl3, whose product is annotated as follistatin like 3. The coding region runs from base 904 to 1584 and encodes 226 amino acids. NCBI's taxonomy places the organism in Eukaryota, Metazoa, Chordata, Mammalia, Rodentia, Cricetidae. The record is from RefSeq and is a predicted model, not a curated record. Gene Ontology annotation, biological process: negative regulation of activin receptor signaling pathway; cell differentiation; multicellular organism development. The transcript is spliced from 7 exons. Gene Ontology annotation, molecular function: activin binding; protein binding.
CCUCGUGGAAGCUCCGGCGAGCCAGGGUCUGCCCGGCUGUCUCCCGGGCAACCUGGGAUACGGUUCUAGCCCUGUAAGCAACUGGAAAGCUGUGGGGUCUCCAGACUGAGCCUGCGCGCGCGGCAGGGUCGGGUUUCCUUGGUAACGAGGACCAGAUCCCUGGACCAAUCCUGGGAACAGCCUAGGAGCUUGGAGCGGAGCCUUGAGGCAAAGCGUCAAGCCUGCCGGCCCGUCUCCUUGGCAACCGGGCUAGCCAGCCGUGCUGGCUGGAGGCGGGCUCAGGCGCUCGGGGCGUGGUCUGCGUCGGGCAGGGCCGUCUCCUUGGCAACCGGGAUGGGCGGUUGGGGCGCAGCCUGAAAGCGGGUGCCUAGCUGGGGAGACGGGCUGGAGGCCGCGGGGCUGAGUUUCUUUGGCAAUCAGGGUUGGAUGGAGAGCCCUCGCAAAGCCAGAGGGAAGCCGUCACAUACUCAUCUCCAGAGUGUGAGGCCUGGAACGUCCAGCAGAGAGCCACAACCCACAUCCUAGAAGCAGAAGCACCAGGACACGGCUCCCCAAGAGCCCUAAGAAGCCGCCACUUUGUGCCCUCAAGACUCCAUUUGAAUGAAAUGCAACCCUCUGGAAAUGCUGUAGAAACUUACUAUAUACUGACUUCGGCUUACAGGGAAGGACUUCGGGCAUGGCUGAAUCCAGGACUUCUGAUGCCAUAGCAGGAUCUCAGGUUUGCCCAGGCUAGCCUGAAGUUCCCUCUGUGGCUGAGAAUGACCUUGACCUCCUUGACCCGCCCGAAAGGUGGAGUGGCAGGUGUGCUCCAACAUGCCUUCUGCUUGCCGACCGAGCUACUGAUGAUGUCGACUCUAGUCUGACUCACUCUGAACUCACAGCAAUCCUCCUGCUUCAGCUAGAAUGAGAGGCGGCGUGUGCUGGCUGCAGCAGGGCGGAGAGGCCACCUGCAGCCUGGUGUUGAAGACGGACGUCAGCCGCGAGGAGUGCUGUGCCUCCAGCGACAUCCACACCGCCUGGUCCAACUUCACUCACCCGGGCAACAAAAUCAGCCUGCUGGGCUUCCUGGGCCUCGUCCACUGCCUCCCCUGCAAAGAUUCCUGCGACGGAGUGGAGUGCGGCCCCGGCAAGGCGUGCCGCAUGGUGGGGGGCCGUCCACACUGCGAGUGCGCCCCCGACUGCGAGGGCCUUCCCGCGGGCUCGCAGGUCUGCGGCUCGGACGGCGCCACCUACCGGGACGAGUGCGAGCUGCGCGCCGCGCGCUGCCGCGGACACCCUGACCUGCGCGUCAUGUACCGAGGCCGCUGCCAAAAGUCCUGCGCUCACGUAGUCUGCCCGCGCCCGCAGUCGUGCCUGGUGGACCAGACUGGCAGCGCGCACUGCGUGGUGUGUCGCGCUGCGCCCUGUCCGGUGCCUUCCAGCCCCGGCCAGGAACUCUGCGGCAACAACAACGUUACCUAUGUCUCCUCCUGUCACCUGCGCCAGGCCACCUGCUUCCUGGGCCGCUCCAUUGGGGUGCGACACCCGGGCGUCUGCACAGGUUCCCCCAAAGUCCCGCCAGAGGAGGAAGAGAACUUCCUGUGAGCUGCAGCAGCUGGUGUUUGAGGCCGUCCCAAUUUUAUUUAUUGUCGCAGAAAAGAUUCUAAUUUAUGUCACGUGGACGUACCCCAAACCUGGCCGGGAACCACUGUGGGUCCCCUAGGAUCCUGAGCACGUAUCACAAAGGACCGAAGGAAGAUUUUGUAAGAGUUGGUAUGUGCCAUCACCAGGUACUGGGGUCAAGUCAGGACCCCAGACACCUGCUGCCCAGGGAGGGCAGCUUCGUGGAGACCCCUGCCUUGAACUCUCCGCCUGCUUUCUACGCUGGAGCUGAGUCUCAGGGCACAGUCGAUGGUAGCUGUGGCCUCAACUGCUGUUCACGCGGGGCCUCCCGGCCUCAGAUGUGGGGGGAGGGAGGCAGUCAGCAUCAGCCCAGAAACACUGGGUUCCUCCCUGUUUACUCCACUUAGAGUGGGACCCGUGGGAACCUGGCUGACUGGGUAGUCUGUGGUCACCCGAGUGCCUACUGUCCUGUUCUGGGGACACCAGAAUCAGGUCCCAGCCAGCCGCAUUCAUCACCAAGCCCGGCAACAGGCGGUGACAUCAGCCUGGUGCUGUUUGGGGCAUGACCCUUCACUCUGACAGCUGCCACUCAAAAUUACCCACAUGUGCCUUGAAGGAGACCAAAAAGAAUGGGGAGCUGUGGCUCAGUGGUUAGAGUGCUUUCCCAGCAUGCACAAAGCCCUGGGCUCCAUCUCCAGCCCCACAUGAACAGACAUGUCGGCAUACAUCUGCCAUCCCAGCACACAGGAGAUGGAGACAGGAGGAGGGUCAGGAGUUCAAGGCCAGCCUGGGUUACCUGAGACCUUAUCUCUAAAAAACUUAAAAAGGAAGACAAAAUGUCAGCUCACAAACAGAGGGCCAUAGGAGGGUGCACAGCCCCCCUUUGGGGGCAAAGAGUUCCCAGGUCUUCUCUACUGCCCCCCAUCCUCGGCUGUGCCUUUCCUGCGGUGUCCCCAAAAAGUGUCCUUAGCAGGCAGCCUGGGCAGCCUCUCCCACCCUGGGGUUCUGCCUCACCAAAGAAAUAAAGACGGUAAAAACCACCAUGGUGACCAGG